AUGCAAGCUACGUUUUCAAAUCUUAUGUCAUGUCCAAUGCAUCGUUUACUUAUUAGUUCAUUAUCUGCUAUUGUUCAAUGUAUCACGUUACGUUGUCCGGCAGCUCUACUAUAUAAUGCUCCAUUUGAUGAACAACAAAAACCAGAUACAUUGUUGAAAUAUGGUUCACCUCUUGAUUUUUUACCAUGUUAUCCAUCACAAUUGCCGUUACCAUCGGGUGUUGAUCAAUUAUUAACAAAACAAAUGUUGAUACAAGCCGAAGAUAAUUUAAGGGCAAGAAGUUUAGCGGUUGAACAUAAAUGGUCAACAGAUAAACUACAAAGUAUAUCAGGUCAAGCUAUCUCACGUGUAUUAUAUGUGUUAGAAGUGCUAGAUGAAUUUAAAGAAGAGCGAUAUUUACUUGAAAAUGUUUAUAGUAAAAUUUAUCCUAAUUCAACAUCAAAAGAAAUAUUGACAUCAGAACUUGAAACAGCCAUUGUACAUUUAAUGUGCGAUUGGGCAAUAACAACAUGUCGAGCGGGCGUCUAUAGAGCAUUCUUUGUUGCCAGACUGUUAGAAAAACGUCAAAUAGAAAAAAAAUUGAUUAAUCAACAGCAGACGAAUAAUAUUCUAGAUGAAAAAGAAUCUGACUAUCUAAAUUCGUCAUCUUUAGUCACAAAUCCAUUUCAAAAUGCAUUGACAGAAUAUUUAUUAAAGCAAGCACCAUUUCUCAAUGAAAAUACUGAUACCGAUAGUUCAUUUGCUACGUUGGUUAUGUUAUUUUCUGAGUUAAUUCGUCUUAAUAUAUUUUCAUCCAAACAGUUUAUGUGCUCUCUUGUUUCCCAUGGACUCGUUUCGUUAACUGAUCAUCGAGACGAAAAUCAACAACAGCAAAAUCAUCAACAACUACAAAGUCAUCAUAUUUCCACUAAAAACGUUCCAUUAGCCCCACCAUCACAACCUCCAUCUACUUCUUUUCAUCCAUCUCAACCACAAUUAUCACAUUUCGUUCUAACAAAUAAUAAUUCUGUAUUAGCAAAAUCAAUGUCGUACAAUUCAAUUAGAAAUGAAUCGGGAGAUGAUCAUAAAACCGAUAGUGUACUUGAACGACGUACAUCUCAGUCGACUACACUUGACCUUGAUCAAGUAGAUAACAAUCAUACAAAUAUUGGUUAUUCAACGACAAGACAAAAAACGUCCAAUAGAUUGAAUAGUAAUGUACAAUCAAUUAAUAAUCCAGCAAUAUCAAAUGAUAACACUACAUUAAGAUAUCGUCGAUAUCAAAUUUUUCUAGAACAAUUUCCAUUUCCACUUGAUGAUGAUUUUCGAGAUGAUUUUAAUCAACGAAAAAUUAUAUUAUACGGUAUUUCGUCAAAAAGAGAUGAAGCUCAUAAACAAUUGAAAGCUAAUGUUCGUCAAUUAAGUUCUAUGUUUCGUUUGAAAAAUUGUAUUGAUACUUCAUCUUGUGUUCCACCAUUCACACGUUCAAUACCCUAUUCAAAAUAUUUUCAUAUAAGAACAGCUUUAAUGCAAUUAUCCUAUCAUGAUCAAUAUUAUAUAACAAAUCGUGUUAGUAAACUAUUAUUAGAACGUAUAACAGCCUUUAUUGAACGACAAACACGUCGUUUACCAUGGCUAGAUGAUAUUGCAUUUUUAUUUGAAUUAAUGGAGAAAACAUUGAAUUUAUAUGGACUUACUCAAACAUGUGUAGAAUUAUUGAAAAUAUUUAGUCGUAUUGAAUCAAUGCAUGCCAUUAAAGCAUCACCGGGUAUUAGUAAUUAUGUAGCUGAACUCUAUUUGGAAAUAACAAGUGUAUUUCGAUUUUAUACACCUAUAUUAAUAUUGACACCGACAAAUAUGACACAAGUAUUUGAAAAUUUAAUAACAAUUUGUGGUAAAAUUGUUGAUCCACAACGUACAACAUCGGUCGAACGAGCACUAUUAAUGUUAAUGCAUGAUUUUUAUUUUUCCUGUCCAUAUUUAAAGUCAAAAUAUAGUGAAAAAGUACAACAAACAAUAACAUUAAUAAAAAAAGAACUUUAUGCACAAAAUACACAAAAUAAUAAACAAGAACAACAUGUAAAUAUUAAAUGGGAUCCAAAUUUUUUAAUGAAAAUAAUCGAUACACCAAGAUCAGCAUCAAAUGAAAUUCAAAUUGAUCGAAUAUAUGCUAAACAAUUAGAUGAAAGUUCACAAGCUCGAUGUAAUUUUGUUAUUAAUACGAUGAUUACUGUUGCCAAUUCAACAUCAUUGACAUAUAUUCAUGAUAUGGGUCAUUUAGCGACAGAAUUAACAUGUCAAGUAGCCUCGUUGAAUUCUGUAUGGUUAUUAGCAAUAAAAGCUCUUAGUUCAUGUACAAAUGUUAAUCGUCCAUCUAGUACCGCUAAUAUUUAUAAUGUAUUUGAUGAAUUAAAUAAACGUGUUGAUACAAAUGAUUUAUAUGUUCAUAAUAAUUUAUCGGUUUUUAUAUCGAUAAUGAUUGCACGACACGCAUUUUCAAUUAAUGAAUAUAUUAUUGUCGCUGUUCAAUCUGUUAUUAGUUCUUCACCAAAAACUAAUGGUGAACAAGAAAAUGAACCGGGUACACGUUUUACAUGUAAUGUACUUGAACAUUUAUUUAGUGCUAAUCAUAAUCCAUGGCAAAUGAUGAUUGCAUCACGUGAACGACGUUUAUUAGCGUCAAAUUAUCGUCUCAUUGCAUUUGGAGCAUUUUUAUGCGUACUUAAAUCAUUAUUAAUAUUAAAUCAAGCAUCAUUCAAAGAUAGUAAAAAAUAUUUAGAUCUAUGUAAAGAUAAAGCAUUAAAACAUAAAGAACAAAAUAAAUUGAACAAUAAAGAUAUUAACAGGCAAUUUCAACAUUAUUUUCGUCCAUGUCGUGAUCCACAUCCUGAAGAAUUAUCCGAUAUGGCAUUACGUAUAUUAAAUUCAUGUUGUGAUCAAGAUUGGAUACAAGAAAGAUGUUUAAAAGAAUCUGAUACAUUGUGUAAUCAAACAAAUUUAUGUGAUAAAUUACUUGAAGAAGGUCAAGCACAACAAUUAUUACGUCUUAUAUGUUAUAAAUCUAAUAAUGAAUUGAGACAAUUAUCAUUUGAUAAAGGUACAAAAAAUAUUAUAUCGUCAUUAUUACUCAAUUUAAAUCAAUGGACAUUACGUUCGACAAUAUUAGAAUUAAAAUUAAUGUUAAAACAAUUAGAAUAUCGUGAACCAAAACAAACGGAACAUAGUAAUCAUUUAUUACAAUCAAUAGCAAGUGCAACCAUUGAAUUAUUUCAACAUCAAACAGAUAAAAAAUAUAAUAUAAAUAAUUUAACAAACAAUAAUAAUAAUAAUAAUAAUAAUAAUAAUAAUAAUAGUACAACUGUUUUAUUUGAUCGGAAAGGUAUUUGGUUAAUAGCACCACUCAUUUCACGAUUACCAAAUAAUGUUCAAGGAAAAAUUUUACAAUUAGCUGGUAGUGUACUAGAAAAUGGUAAUUCAAUGUUAAAUUCAACAAAAUCAAAAGUUGAUAAAGAAAAUCAAGUAUUAAGAAGUAUUUCAUUGUUAAGUCAUCAACCAUUUUUAUCAUUGGUAUUAUCAUGUUUACAAGAUCAAGAUUCUCAACGUGCUGGUCUAUUAGAUUCAUUACGUGGACAAUUAGAACAAUUAUAUAAACAGGCUCCAAUUGUACAAGAUGAUCCAAAUAUGAAAGCCAUCAUAUUUGAAUCAUUACAACUUCGAUUGAGUUUAAUUGGUGGAAUGUUUGAAACAAUUAUUCGUAAUCAACAUUCAUCAACUGAAUGGAUAUCAGCAUUAUCUCAAUUGAUUGCAUCUGGUGUUAUUGAUACAAAAAAUAAUGAAAAAUUACUUAACACUGUUUUAGAUAUGCUAGGAGUUCUCAUUCAUAGUUUAAUUCCAGCCGAAGGAUCAAUUGAAUCAAGUCGUAUUUAUAUUAAUUUAGUUCGAAAAAUACGAAAAGAGCUUGGUGAGAGAACAUCAGACGCUUUAGAUGAAGUAAAACGACUCUUACCAUUGCAAAAGACGUCAUUUGAAAUAUAUGUUGUUGAACCAUUUGAUGCUGUAAGCAAUCGUGUAGUGAAUCAAGAAAUGAAAAAACAUGGUUUACAAGUGGCACGAAAGGAAAGAGUAAUCAGUUGGGAAGCCAUCGAAGGUGUCAAAACACAUACAGCCAUUUGUUAUUCAUGGUUUUGUGCGAGAAAAACAGAACGAAAACGUUUACGUUACGAAGAACAAUAUCGUUUAUUAUUGAGACAUAAGCAUACAUGUUUCGAUCGUGGACUAGGCUACUUUAAGAAUCCACCUGAUGUUCCCCCCGAAGUAUCUGAAAGUGAUUUAGAAAUUGUUGACAACAAACCAGAAGCGAUCGAUAUAACACCGACACAUCAUCAUCAACAACAAGUGCAAGUUCGUCAAACAUCGGAAAACAAAAGACGCGGUGGCGGUGCUUCGGGUACGUCAAUACGAAAAAAUACUCGAACGCGUAACACUACGCGUGCUCCAUCUGUCAUUCCACAAAAUCCAUCGUAUACACCGGCUCCAACACCUGGUGUAGGUGGUGGUUAUCGUACUUCACAAGAGCCAUAUCCUUGGUACAAUACCCAACAACAAAAUGUGAUGAAUAUGCAACAAGGACAACCAAAUAUGGUUCCACUGAACAAUACCUACGGGCAAUCAAUAAUACCUCCAAAAGCAAUUACACCAUCGACUCGAAUCGCCAUUAGUCGUCCGUCGUAUGCACAACCAACAAUGAAUGAACCACAAAUGAAUCCAAUUUUAAUGCCAACAACAACUAGACAAAUAUCCAAAAGAAAACUAGAACAGUCGUCAAUGUUUACUACUGAAGCAUAUGGCACACCACCAAAAAUGCAAAUGCCAGCGGGAGGUGGACAAUAUCAGAACUCAAUGAUAAUGCCGGAACGUAACAUAAUGCAAGGAAACUAUAAUGCAAAAAUGUACUCUCAAACGCCACAGAUGUCAAAUAAUCAAUAUAUCAAUCAACAAAUGGUUUCUAACCAACCAAAUAUGAUACCUCAAGGUUAUAAUGCAAACACUAUGAUGCAACAAGAACAAAAUUCGUAUGGUAGAGUUACAAUGCAACAAAAUGGCAAUGUUUCAUCAAUGAGUAAUCAAAUGAUGACCGGCAAUCAAGUUUGGCAAAAUCCAGUCCAAUCACAACAAGUUCCUACGAAUAUUGCCUCAGCUGCAAUAUAUGCACGUCAACAAUCUUAUUCAAAUAAUAUGCAGCAAUCACAAAUGGGUGGUAUUCAAAUUUCUCAAGUAAGUGGAUAA
This is a messenger RNA of Didymodactylos carnosus, 5265 nucleotides long. The record is from the annotation of a GenBank genome assembly. NCBI's taxonomy places the organism in Eukaryota, Metazoa, Rotifera, Eurotatoria, Philodinida, Philodinidae.